Molecule: messenger RNA, 3935 nt
Organism: Melanotaenia boesemani (Boeseman's rainbowfish)
Lineage: Eukaryota; Metazoa; Chordata; Actinopteri; Atheriniformes; Melanotaeniidae
Gene: pde11al
Product: phosphodiesterase 11a, like
Exons: 20
Coding region: 229-3051 (940 amino acids)
Biological process (GO): signal transduction
Molecular function (GO): 3',5'-cyclic-nucleotide phosphodiesterase activity; protein binding
Source: RefSeq, a predicted model, not a curated record
CACAGUCGUCAUCAGUUCGAAAGUGAAUCAAUCUGACCAUUACUGCUCCCAGCAUUUCAGAGAAGAGUUUACAAUGGACUGUAACAAAUUAGGAAUGGAUACAUGUAUAUAUUUUUGAGAACCUCACUUUUCGAGAAGCUCGUUUCCUGCCACCUCACUCCGACAUCUACUCGCCUCCAACUAUUGUUCUAUUGGAUUUGAGAUUGGUCCUUGCAACCAGCCUUCACUAUGACUACAUUUGACUUCUCGGACGUUGAGGCGUUUUUAGAUUGCCACCCAGAUCUUUUUGAGGAGUAUCUUGUUCGGAGAGCCAAAUGUGAUCAGGUGAGCAGGUGGCUGAAGGAGCAUCAGCCGUCGAAAGUGUCCACAGUGGAGGAGAAGCGGGGCGCUGCCAUGGACCCGCUCUGGCCCACCAGCACUGACGGGCUCCGACGCAGAUCGUCUCACAUGGAACUGCGGCGGAACUUCGCCCGCUCCAAAGCCCACACUGCGCACCGCACAUACGACGAGCAUGUGAGCUUAAGUGAACACGAGUCUCAGUCAAGUAUGAGGCGCCGUGCGCUCCUGCGUAAAGCCAGUUCGCUGCCGCCGACCACCGCGCACAUCUUGAGCGCCCUGCUUGAGUCCAGAGUCAACGUGCCUCAGUACGCAUCCAGUGCCAUAGACUACAAAUACAGACUGAGAGAAACCAAUGAGAGGGAGUUCUUCUUAGAGUUAGUGAAGGAUAUAUCUAAUGAUUUGGAUCUGACCAACCUGAGUUAUAAAAUUCUGAUCAACGUGUGCAUCCUGGUAGAUGCAGAUAGAUGUUCGCUUUUCCUCGUCGAGGGACCCGCUCACAAAAGGACACUGGUGUCCAAAUUCUUUGAUGUGCACUCAGGCACCACAGUCAGACCAUCAUCCAGCACUCUGAACUCCAAUGAAGUGCAAGUACCAUGGGGGAAGGGCAUCAUUGGAUAUGUGGCAGAGCAUGGAGAGACUGUAAAUAUCUCAAACGCAUAUGAGGACCAUCGCUUCAGUGAUGAGAUAGACAAGUUAACUGGUUAUAAGACUCAGACCAUCCUCUGCAUGGCCAUCUGCAACAGUGAUGGAGAAAUCAUUGGUGUUGUGCAAGCAAUUAAUAAAAAUCCAAUGGGUACCCCUUUUACUGAGGACGAUGAAAAGGUUCUACAGAUGUACCUGCCGUUCUGCGGAAUAUCAAUUUCCAAUGCCAAGCUGUUUUCAGAGUCUCGCAAGGAGUAUGAGAGGAGUAGGGCUUUGUUAGAGGUGGUCAAUGACCUUUUUGAAGAGCAGACUGACCUGGAGAAGAUUGUCAGGAAGAUCAUGCAGCGAGCGCUGACACUGCUGCAGUGUGAACGCUGUUCUGUUCUUCUUUUAGAGGACAUUGAUUCACCUGUUGUGAAGUUCUCCAAAACAUUUGAGCUCAUGUCUCCCCUGUGCAACAUGGACCGAGAUAUCAGCAUGGAGAAGUUAUCCUGCUCAGACUGGCUGAUCAAUAACAGCAUUGCUGAGUUGGUGGCUUCCACAGGACUGCCUGUUAACAUCAGUGACGUGUGUCAGGACCCACGCUUUGAUGCUGAGGCAGACCAGGCCUCAGGCUUUCACAUCAGAUCUGUGUUAUGUGUCCCUAUAUGGAAUCGAACUCAUCAGAUAAUUGGGGUGGCGCAAAUUCUGAACCGCCUGGACAGGAAGACGUUCAAUGAUGCAGAUCAGAGACUGUUUGAGGCAUUUGUCAUAUUCUGUGGGCUUGGAAUCAACAAUACUAUGAUGUACAAUCAAGUUAAGAAGACAUGGGCCAAACAGUCUGUAGCACUUGAUAUGCUGUCUUACCAUGCCACCUGCUCCAAAGUAGAAGUUGACAGACUUAAGGCUGCCAAGAUCCCCCUGAGCGGUGAGCUAGGCAUUGAUGAGUUCCACUUCAAUGACUUCUCCUUGGACAAUGACGCCAUGAUCACGGCUUCACUCAGGAUGUUUCUGGAACUUGGUGUGGUCCAAAAGUUUAAAAUUGAUUAUGAGGUUUUGUGUCGCUGGCUUCUGACUGUGAGGAAAAACUAUCGAACUGUGGUGUAUCAUAACUGGAGGCAUGCUUUCAAUGUGUCACAGUGCAUGUUCGUUAUGAUCACGACAGCAAGUUUCCAGGAUGUCCUGUCAGACGCAGAGAUAUUGGCACUGAUGGUCGGUUGUUUGUGCCAUGACUUGGACCACCGAGGCACCAACAAUGCAUUUCAAGCCAAGACAGGCUCUGCUCUGGCUCUGCUGUAUGGAACAUCAGCCACCCUGGAGCAUCAUCACUUCAACCAUGCUGUCAUGAUCCUGCAGAGUGAGGGCCACAAUAUCUUUGCAAACCUAAGCUCUAAAGAGUACAGCAACAUGAUGCAACUAUUGAAACAGGCAAUUCUCUCCACAGACCUCACUUUGCACUUUGAGCGCAGAACCAAAUUCUUUGAGCAUGUUCUGUCUGGAGAAUUCAGCUGGACAGAUGAAGGACACAGAGAAGUUCUCAGGUCUAUGCUGAUGACAGCAUGUGAUCUGGGAGCUGUCACUCGUCCAUGGAAGAUAUCCAAGCAGGUUGCAGAGCUGGUGACGAGUGAAUUCUUUGAACAAGGGGACAGAGAGAGGUCUGAACUUAAGUUAACCCCGGCAGCCAUCUUUGACCGGAAUCGCAAAGAUGAACUACCUGCCUUACAGCUAGAAUGGAUUGAUGGGAUCUGUAAACCCCUGUAUCAGGCACUGCUGAAGCUCAACAGGAAGUUACAGCCAAUGGUGGAUGGGAUAGAUGCCAAUCGACAGAAGUGGCAGGAACUCUGUUUAUCAUACCAGCAGACACGCAGAGCCUCAGGGUCCAUCCAGAGCACAGAAUCAGGUCAGAAUACUGAGUUCUGUGCCAAUGAAGAAAGCAGUGAACGAUUGGAGUGCACGGACCGAGUGAAGCCAGUUGAAAACAUCCCAUUUGGGUCAAAGUCUGAGUGCAGUGAGGAUCUGAGACGCAGAGCAAACAAAGAGUCCUGUGAUGAUGCAUCAGCAACACCUGGAAACAUAACAGGAAGGAAGUAAAGAAGGUUUUAAAGCAGGGAAGUGUUAUGUAGGUUGAUCCACUGAAUGGCACACAUGGGACUCUUAAAAUGCCCUGUGAUUUUCUAACGCUGGCACUAGGAAAAUGAAAUGCUGGUCUAAUCAGUUGAGCCUAUGGCUUCUCCCAAGCAUCACUGUGUUCAACUCAGGAGUGGGGUGAAAUCCCAUCGGUUAAACUCUAUUCAAAGGGUAUUGUUCCCAUGUGUAUGUAUACAUCUGAAAGUGUUUUAUCUUUAAGACAAAACGACUGCUGAGACCAAAGAGGGCCAUUUACUAAUGUGAUGUUUUUAUUGGGACAGUCUCAAAAAUCACAAGCCCAUUGGAAUGCCUUUAAAAAACGAAAGGAAUCACUGUGACGUGUCACGUAAAUUACCGUUAUGAAUGUAGACUGGAGCAUUAUCUUGUUCCUGAAUGUUUAAAGACAGGCUGUCUUACCUUCGUUACAGAUAUUUUGGCUGCAUGGUAUUAUUUUUGGUGUUUGUUAAAUAAGUUGUCAGUCAACUCGUUCUGUGAACUGCAUGUAUGUCAUAUCAAUAGUAUAUCGUGCCAUGCUUUGACAGAAAAAAAAAAGGGGGGGGGGGGGGGGUUGAGUGUAUUAAGAUUUUGUAGUAACUUAAUUCAAAACCUCUGGCCUGUUUGUGUGUGAGUAUGUGUUUGAGUGUGUGUGCCAUUACCUAUAAAUGUCUUGAAAAUUCAUUACCAUUUUCUCACUUCAUUGUGCUCAUGUAAACUUACAGAAUAUUUUUGUAAAAUACAAUAUUAUUUCCACCCAUCUGAGUUAAACACAUUUUUUCCUUGUUUGUUCAGUUUAAAUCAGAUCUAAUUCUGCUUCUCUGCUCUUUAAAGUACCAUUAAGUAAAUUCAAA